GAAGUGUUAAGCACCUCCCCGUCUCUCUAAAGGACAUUAUAAUGCAAGAGACCCCCUUUUUAACCACACACCGAAUUUUCUUUCAUUUAGACGAUCUAUAUAUAUAUAUAUAUAUCUAUAUAUAUAUAUAUCUCAUAUCUUAUAUCUAUUUUAAAUAACUUAAGGCCGCUAAAAUUUGGGGGGGAACAGCCUUCGCCCUGGAGCGGUGCGCGAUGCUGUCUCACGCCGACCUCCUGGACGCCCGUCUCGGUGGGCGUCGGGGGCUCGGAUCCGGGGGGACACCCGGGAGACAUGGCUCCCAACUCGGACACGGUGGAAGGGACCACCCUGCUGCCGGGAGAGGACAUCACCACGGUGGGAUCCAACCCCAGCUCUCUAGCCGUCAGCGCCAAAGACGCUGACAAGCAGCAAGGCCAGCAGGGUGGCCAGAACUCCAGCCAGGCCGGGCAGCAGCAGGGUCAGCAGAAGCAGAAGCGCCACCGCACUCGCUUCACGCCGGCGCAGCUCAACGAGCUGGAGAGGAGCUUCGCCAAGACUCACUACCCGGACAUCUUUAUGCGGGAGGAGCUGGCCCUGCGCAUCGGUCUCACCGAGUCCCGGGUGCAGCACUAUUAAAGUGUAAUGAAUUCGGCCCAGAGUUCACGGCUGGCUGAUCGAAAUGAACCUGAGAUCUGAGCUUUAAUACAGCUCUCCAGAUUUCCUACCAAAUCUUCACAUUAAUCAUCUGCUGGAUUCCAAUGAGAUCUUCAUAAAGCUUCGGCUUCUUAAAAGAAAAAAAAAAGAAAUAAAAAGGAAAAUAAAAAGAACAUUUUAAAAAAAGAAGAAGAAAAACAAAAGUGAUAUUGUCUCCCUUUCUAUUGCUUUCACUCUCUCUCACCAGUUUAUAGCUGGGGAAUUAAAUGGGCUAUAUAUUUUAAAAUACAUUUACAGUAUGUCUAUAUUACUGUAACAGCAGAUAUCAUCAAGGUAGGUUUUUAGAUUCCAACCUCCAUUAGAUUCUCACUGUUGUAUUAAUAAUUUUCAGAGGCUAGCUGCAUUUUAAAAGGAGUUCAAAGUUUCCAAAUGCUCAUGGUUAAUAUAUUUCUAGAGUUGUCAUGUGUGCAUUUUCAAAAUCUCCCCCAGGUUUUCUUUGCAUUUUAAUCUGUCAUGCACCAGUUUUCAACUGGAAACAUUCACAUUUUAAAAGCAUAUGCAGUGUAGCUAUGAACUUAGGCGAUCAGACCUGAUGGAGAUUCUUUACACCAUCAGCAAACCAUGAAACAUAAAAAGAUUUUGUAGCCGCAAUUUGACUAUUAACCCUAAAACAUAAUUGAACGCGAUUUUUCGAUUAUUCAUAUAAUAUUUAGCUCCCUCACGGCCGUUCAUUCCUGCUAACGGGCGUCCGCCUUUCUCAGUCCGCCCGUGGAGCCUGAGAGGGUGGAAUCCGGCAGGAUGGGGCACUGCGCUCCCUCGGAUUCCAGGGGGACGCGCUCUCUCCCGGCUCACGACUGUCUCGGUUGCUUUCGGCCGCGGUGUGGGGAGACCCACCAAACCAUCCCUGCCACGGUGCCACCACGAGCACCCACUCACCUAAACCACCUCUGGCUUUGUUAUUAUAGGUUUGGGUUUUUGUUUUUGGGUUUUUUUUUAAACCCAAAUGCGGGCGGUUUG
Molecule: messenger RNA, 1650 nt
Organism: Zonotrichia albicollis (white-throated sparrow)
Lineage: Eukaryota; Metazoa; Chordata; Aves; Passeriformes; Passerellidae
Source: RefSeq, a predicted model, not a curated record